Molecule: messenger RNA, 2085 nt
Organism: Amborella trichopoda
Lineage: Eukaryota; Viridiplantae; Streptophyta; Magnoliopsida; Amborellales; Amborellaceae
Source: RefSeq, a predicted model, not a curated record
UUACGCUCUUCCUCUCCUCUACUAAUGCAUGCAUAUCUCUCUUUCUCUCUCUCUACUGCAAUUAGGAAACCAUUAAUAAUCAAAUGACUCUUAAUGCCUUUUAUUCCUCUCUCCUUACUUCUCUUAACGACAACAAGCAAAACCCGUUCUCUUGUUCAAUUUAAACUCAUCAAUACCCAUAAAUUGAUCUGCUUCUCCUCGCUCUCUCAUUGCUACGAUUCACCGACCGCAUCUAACCUGAACCCAGUCUUUCGCCUCUUACAAAAGUGCUCCAAAUUCUCAGAACUGAAACAAAUUCAUUCCCAUGCAAUCACCCAUGGACUUUCCCAUCACAUCUCUCUUCUACACUGGCUCAUCCGGUUUUGCGUCAUUUCUCGACCUCCGAACCUUAAUUGUGCAAGAACCAUAUUUGAUGUUUGUAAUAGUCAAUCCAUAAUCCUCUACAACACCAUGAUCCAAGCUUAUUCAAAGAGCCACAUUCCAAAAAAAUCUCUCUCUAUCUUCCGCUCUAUUCUCCAUAAAGGAAUCUCCCCCGAUAAAUACACCUUCACAUUUGUCAUUGCAGCCUGUUCUAGGCUGGCAUCACCUGAAGAAGGGGAGGCUUGUUUCUCGUUGGUACUAAAUAAAAUAUGGGCCCGAAUCGAACUCUCAUGUUAAGAAUUCUUUGGUGGGUUUCUUUACCAAUUUGAAUAGAAUGUCAGUUGCUCACCAGCUAUUUCAUGAAAUUUUAGAGAGAGAUGUGGUUUUGUGGACGACAAUGGUGAAUGGGUAUGCAAAAUCUGGUGACCUUUCUGCUGCACGCCAAAUGUUCGAUAAGAUGCCUGAAAGAAGUGAUGUUUCUUGGGGCGUAAUGAUCUCAGCUUGUGUUAGGAGUGAGAAAUAUAAAGAUGCCUUAGAGCUCUUCUCUAUUAUGCAAAAUGCUCUUGUGAAACCUAAUGAAUUGGCCCUGGUGUGUUCCCUUUCAGCUUGUUCGAAUUUGGGUGCAUUUGACCAAGGCAAAUGGAUCCAUAUUUAUAUCAAAAAAUCCGGAACCCCAUUAACUUAUAGCUUGGGCACAACAGUAAUUGAUAUGUAUUCAAAGUGUGGGAGUAUUGAUAAUGCGCUUAAGGUGUUUAAUAGGAUUAUGCAUGGUAAAGAUUUGAUGGCUUGGACUAGUAUGAUAUCAGGGUUGGCCAUGCAUGGAAAUGGCUUAGAGGCCAUUGAGCUUUUCAAUAGGAUGUUAAGAGAGGGGAUUAAGCCAGAUAGCAUAGCAUUCAUAGGCGUUCUUAAUGCAUGUACCCAUUCGGGAUUGGUAAAUGAAGGCCGUCGGAUCUUCCAAGAGAUAGGUGUUAUUCCUGGGAUCAAGCACUAUGGGUGCAUGAUUGAUCUUUUGGGGCGAACCGGUAGGUUAGAAGAGGUGUGGGAUUUCGUUGAAGGCAUGGCCAUAGAGCCUGAUAGUGCUAUAUGGAGGGCCUUGCUCAGUGCCUGUAGAAUCCAUGGAAAUAUUGAACUAGGUGAGAGAAUCAUCGACUACGUUGUAGAAGUGGAGCCUAAGCAUGGUGGGGGGCUUGUGCUUCUCUCUAACAUUUAUGCUUCUAACAAUAGGUGGGAUGGAGUGGGUAGAGUGAGGAGGGUAAUGAAACAAAGAAGGGUUGAGUCAGUUCCUGGGUGGAGCUCAAUUGAAGUUGGUGGUGUAAUUCAUGAGUUUCUUGCGGGGGAUAAGUCACAUUCUCUCACCGAGUUAUAUGCCAUGCUGGAUGAAAUUAUGAAGCAAGUGAAGAAGAAAGGGUAUGUUCCAAAUGGUAUGCCUGUUUUAUUUGAUAUUGUUGAGGAGGAAAGGGAGCAAUCGCUGUAUUACCACAGAGAGAAGUUGGCGAUUGCUUUUGGGUUGAUGACCACAAAAAAUGGGACCCCAAUUCGUGUUGUGAAAAAUCUGAGGAUAUGUGAUGAUUGCCACAGGGUGGUGAACUUGGUGUCUCAAGUGUAUGGUAGAGAAAUAAUUGUUAGGGAUAGGUCUCGUUUUCACCAUAUCAAACAUGGUAAUUGUUCAUGCAACGACUAUUGGUGAUCUUCCAUCAAAUACAACACCUACGAAAGGAUUGAAAA